Girardinichthys multiradiatus is the source of this 2024-nucleotide messenger RNA. Its product is annotated as mitochondrial poly(A) polymerase. NCBI's taxonomy places the organism in Eukaryota, Metazoa, Chordata, Actinopteri, Cyprinodontiformes, Goodeidae. The record is from RefSeq and is a predicted model, not a curated record. The transcript is spliced from 9 exons. Gene Ontology annotation, molecular function: poly(A) RNA polymerase activity. The coding region runs from base 12 to 1772 and encodes 586 amino acids. Gene Ontology annotation, cellular component: mitochondrion.
UCUCCUCGCGCAUGCGCUUUUUGUCAUUAUUCCGAACAGCAAUGGCGUCUUCCUUCACUGUACACAGGUUACAUAUGCGAGGAAGAAGUCGCCUUGAGAAAUGCCGAAACACGUUUGAAACAAUUUUCCGAAGGAGUGUUGGAACAGAGCCGGAGGUCGCCCAGACCCAGGGAGCUCGUGGAGACCACAGUGGAGAUAAAGAUGGACCCAAGUCGUUGUACAAUCUCAUGGCAGACAGACAAGAACAGGCGGAGAAGUCUGUUCUCAUCAGCUGCCCAUCCAGAACCAGCGAGAAAAGGUUCCUAAAGUUUUUGUCAAAUCACGGGGACAUCAAGAAGCACUUCUUUUAUGAAAGUUAUGGCGUGUACGCUGUUGUGGAGUUUGCCAGCCGGGACAAUGUCGUCUCUUUACUCGAGUCAGCCGCCAUUCCAGGGGUCAGCCAUGAAUCUGUGGUACCCUUUAAGUCCAGACUCCUGUCACUGAGAAAUCACAGCUCAGUGGACUCACCAACCCAACAGUCGGGCCUGCCAUGCCAGCCCCAGACCACUGUUCCCAUCAGUGAGCUCAUCCAGAGGCUGUCCAGGGAGGAGAGUGUGGACGAUCAGAUAAACUCCCUGACUGAAGCUUAUCAGCUUACUGAAGAAAACAGCAGGCUGCGCUUUCUCGUCUGUUCUCUGCUCAAAGACAUCGCUGCUUCCUAUUUCCCAGAAUGCACCAUCAGACCGUUUGGGUCGUCAGUGAACGGCUUUGGGAAGCUCGGCUGUGACCUGGACAUGUUCCUUGAUCUGGACAGUAUCAGUGGCUGGAAUAUGAAAAUGCCCAAAUCAGGACUGUCCCUUGAAUAUCAGAUGAAACGGACCAACUCUGAGCGCCACGUCACCCAAAGCAUCUUGUCUGUCAUCGGGGAAUGCGUGGACCACUUUGGGCCUGGCUGCGUAGGGGUACAGAAGAUUCUCAACGCUCGCUGCCCUCUGGUCCGUUUUGCCCACCAGCCCUCAGGCUUUCAGUGUGACCUCACAGCCAACAACAGGGUGGCGAUGAAGAGCACUGAGCUGCUGUAUCUGUAUGGAGAGCUGGACCCGCGGGUCCGCAGCCUAGUUUUCACCAUCCGCUGCUGGGCACGGGCUCACGGCGUCACCAGCAGCAUUCCCGGGGCCUGGAUCACCAACUUCGCCCUGACCGUCAUGGUCCUGUUCUUCCUGCAGAAGAGAACCCCUCCCAUCAUCCCUAAACUGGACUACCUGCGGGACCUUGCAGGUCCCGCAGACGAGAGCGUGAUUGAGGGGAACGACUGCACGUUUGUCACAGACUUCAGCAAGAUUCAGCUCCCGAGCAACACAGAAACGCUGGAGCAACUGCUGAGUGACUUUUUUGAGUUCUACGCCAUGUUUCCGUUCAGCAGGAUGUCCAUAAACAUCAGGAAGGGAAAAGAGCAAAACAAGCUAGAGGUGACGCCACUGCACAUCCAGAAUCCUUUUGAGACAUCUCUGAACGUCAGCAAGAACGUCAAUUCUUCCCAGUUGGACCGCUUUGUGGCUUUGUGUCAAGAGAGCGCAUGGCUACUCCAACAGAGUGAAAACAGAACACCAAGAGGUGUUGGUGGGGACAACACUCCCACACCGUGGGGCCUUGCCACCCUGCUCUUGCCUUCUCAGGUGGCAGGAAUCAAAGGUCGCAAGAAGCGAAAACGGGAGCCAGCCAGUGAGAGGAUUAAGAGCUUGCUGGAGUCUCUGAAGAACAAAAACGAAGGCUGGAAGAGCCAAGACUCUUGAAGAUAUUUUCAUAUUUCAUUAGAACUUUACCCAAACACCAUUUUAUUCUCGAAGCCCAUCUGAAACUGCGGGAAAAUGGCAGAGACAGCAGCUUUAGAACUUGGACUUCAGUUCCUGACGUGGACACUUGGGGGUGUUCCUGUCCUCUGUAUGUGAAUAUGAGCAGAGUUGAAAUUUAGGAAUAUUAGGCGUGUAUAUUACUGUAGACUUCCUACUUUGUUUUUAAUAAACAAUAAUGCUGUGGACUCUGGA